This is a messenger RNA of Balearica regulorum gibbericeps (East African grey crowned-crane), 2530 nucleotides long. The record is from RefSeq and is a predicted model, not a curated record. NCBI's taxonomy places the organism in Eukaryota, Metazoa, Chordata, Aves, Gruiformes, Gruidae.
GUAUUUAUGAUGAUGAUCCUGAAAUUAUAACAUUGGAUAGAGGAGAAUUUGAUGCUGCUGUUAACUCGGGAGAAUUAUGGUUUGUCAAUUUUUAUUCUCCUCGAUGCUCCCACUGCCAUGAGUUAGCACCUACGUGGAGGGAGUUUGCUAAGGAGAUGGAUGGAGUAAUACGCAUUGGAGCUGUCAAUUGUGGAGAUAAUAGAAUGCUUUGUCGAAUUAAAGGGAUUAACAGUUAUCCCAGUCUGUAUGUUUUCAAAACCGGAAUGCAACCAGUGAAAUAUUAUGGAGAUAGGUCAAAAGAGAGCUUAAAGAACUUUGCCAUGCAAUAUGUUACAAGUACAGUCACCGAGUUAUGGGCAGGAAACUUUGUUAAUGCCAUUGAAACUUCAUUUGCUUCUGGUCUUGGUUGGCUGAUCACCUUCUGUGCUGAGCGUGGGGAUUGCUUGAGUUACCAAACACGCCUUAAGCUAGCUGGCAUGUUGGAAGGUCUUGUUAAUGUAGGCUGGAUGGACUGUGGCACCCAGGGUGAGCUUUGUGAUAAUUUAGAUAUCUCAUCUAGUACUACAGCAUACUUUCCACCUGGAGCCACCAUAAAUAACAAAGAGAAAGGAGGUGUUUUGUUUCUUAAGUCCUUGGAUGCCAGAGAAAUAUAUCAGGAAGUAAUGCAGCAUCUGCCAGACUUCGAAGUUAUCUCUGCAGCAUCAUUAGAGGACCAUCUGGCUCAUCACCGAUGGCUGCUGUUCUUCCAGUUUGGGGAGAGUGAUAAAUCGAAUGUACAGGAAUUUAAAAAACUUAAAUUUUUACUUAAAGAUGAACAUAUUCAGGUUGGCAAGUUUGACUGUCUUUCCUCACCAACCAUCUGCAACAAACUAUAUGUCUAUCAGCCUUGUUUAGCAGUCUUCAAAGGAAAAGGAACUGGAGAUUAUGAAAUUCAUCAUGGAAAGAAGAUCUUAUAUGACAUUGUUGCAUUUGCCAAAGAAAGUGUCAACUCUCAUGUUAUCACACUGGGGCCUCAGAAUUUUCCUGACAAAGAAAAGGAGCCAUGGCUUGUGGAUUUCUUUGCACCGUGGUGUCCUCCUUGUCGAGCUUUGUUACCAGAGCUGAGGAAAGCAUCAAAACAUCUUUAUGGUCAGCUUAAAUUUGGAACACUAGACUGUACUGUCCAUGAAGGGCUCUGCAACAUGCAUAACAUUCGAGCUUAUCCAACAACAGUUGUGUUCAAUCAGUCUGACAUUCAUGAGUAUGAAGGACAUCACUCUGCUGAGCAGAUCUUGGAGUUUAUAGAGGAUCUUAGGAAUCCAUCAGUGGUCUCCCUAACACCAGAGACAUUUGUUGAAUUAGUUCAGAGAAGAAAACGAGAGGAAAUCUGGAUGGUUGACUUCUACGCUCCGUGGUGUGGACCGUGUCAGGCUUUAAUGCCAGAAUGGAAAAAAAUGGCCAGGAUGUUAAAUGGAUUAAUCAGUGUAGGCAGUGUGGAUUGUCAAAAAUAUUAUUCUUUCUGUCAUCAAGAAAGUGUUCGAGGAUAUCCUGAAAUAAGACUCUUUCCUCAAAAAUCAAACACAGCUCAUCAAUAUUAUAGCUACAAUGGAUGGCACAGAGAUUCAUAUUCACUGAGAGGCUGGGCAUUGGGAUACUUACCACAAGUGUCUGUAGACCUGACUCCUCAGAGUUUCACAGAAAAAGUUCUGAAUGGAAAAGAUCACUGGGUCAUUGAUUUUUAUGCUCCUUGGUGUGGACCUUGUCAAAAUUUUGCUCCUGAAUUUGAGAUCCUUGCAAGGACUGUUAAAGGAAAAGUAAAAGCUGGAAAAGUAGACUGUCAGAUGUAUGCUCAGACCUGUCAAACCGCUGAUAUCAGAGCCUAUCCUACUGUUAAGUUUUACCCCUACCAAGGAACAAAGAAAAAUGUUCUUGGCGAAUAUAUAGACAGCAGAGAUGCAAAAGGUAUUGCUGACCUUUUGAAUGAAAAAUUAGAAGCAAUUCAAAAUAAAGGAAAAAGAAAAAAAUCUAGAAAUAAGGAUGAACUGUAAUUGGUACUGGAGGUAGAUCCGAUACAAAAUAUUCUGAAGCUGUGAAUAUAGAAGACACCACGAGGGAAAUAUAAGGCUGAUUACCUUUCAUGACAGGACAAAAAAGAUGAAAACCAGUUUGAAUUCACAGGCAUAUAUGACUGUAUGAAUUCUCUUUAAACUGUGGGGAGAUGAAAGCAUUUUGGUUUUGGUGGAGGUAUUCAGUGUUUCUGCAAGUGAAUUCUGCAUGUCCCUCUUCUGAUACACCAACUACGUUCUUCCUAGUCAAACAUUGGCAUUGACCAGAAAUGUAGACUGUAUCCCUUUGCCUACCCAGUUACUAGUUCCUUAUACUUUUCUGUCUCUUUUCAAACACUUUUGGAAUGUGGCACUCAGCCUGUGGCUGAAUAUGCACUCAAACCAACCACUCUGCAAUGCAGAAACACAAUGAGGGAUUGUCUGUUUGAAAGACAGAGUUUUAUCUGAUGAUUAUUCUGCUUUGGGGUUGCAUUAUUGUCUAGUCA